CAAGGAUAGGGCUGGAGGUUCAGCAUCAUAGGGAUAGGGUUCGGGGAGUGAUUGAGUGACUAAUUCCCAGGGAGGGGUUCAGGAAGGUGCUGGGUGGGCAGAUAGAACUGAAGCUAAAGGGGGUCAGGGAGGGUCAGUAUCACAGGUAGAGUUAAGCACAGCAUUGUAUUGUAUCCCUGGUAUAGUUUUCAGCAUCCCACAUAAGAGGUUCAGGAGAAUAUUGCUGAGGAGACUAUUUUAGAUUUUUGGGGGCAGAAUCCCAGAUAAGGGGUUUGGAGAAGUGCAUGCAUCCUGGUUAAAGGGCUCAGUGUAAUUCUGCACAUUAACCCUGAGAGGAGAGAGCACAGGUGCUCUGGGUCAUUUUUCAGCCAUGAACAACCUGACACAGAUGAUGUCCCACCGUGUGGAGAGGAUGAAGGAAGAGGAGAUUAAAGCCUGGAGCCAACCCCUAGAGAACGCGGAUAAUCCCAGCACUAAGAAGCGCUCAUUCAUCUUGGAUCCUUCAGGGAAUUGGUACUACUGUUGGCUCAACAUCAUGGUCUUUCCAGUCACUUACAACUGGGUCAUCAUCAUCUGCAGGUCUUGUUUCCCAGAGUUACAGUCCCAGUACCUGGCUGUCUGGCUGAGCCUGGACUAUCUGAGUGAUGUUCUGUAUGUGAUGGACAUAAUCGCCAACUUCCACACAGGAUUUUUGGAGGAGGGAAUAUUGGUCACUGAUCGUCAUAUGAUUGCCAGGCACUACCUGUUCUCAUCCAGAUUCCGUUGGGAUUUGCUCUCUGUGUUGCCCACAGACUUCCUCUACUUUAAACUGGGUAUCCACACCCCUGCGGUUCGUAUCAAUCGAUUUCUGCGCUUCCACCGGCUCUUUGAAUCCUUUGACCGCACAGAAACCAGAAUUCCCUACCCCAAUGCAUUCCGGAUCUGCAAGCUCGUGGCCUAUAUCUUUGUCGUUAUCCACUGGAACAGCUGUGUCUAUUUUGCCCUUUCCAACUUUAUUGGGUUUGGUAAAGAUGAUUGGGUUCACCCUAAUAUUUCUGACCCUGAUUUUGGACGUUUGGGUCGGCAGUACCUGUACAGCUUUUAUUUUUCUACUCUGAUCCUCACCACCGUUGGAGACAUUCCUCCCCCAGUGCAACAGGAAGAGUGGCUCUUUAUGGUGGUGGACUUCCUCAUCGCUGUCCUGGUAUUUGCUACCAUAAUGGGAAGCAUGACUUCAGUCGUUUCCAACAUGAACAGCGCCGAUGAAGCCUUCUACCCGAAUUAUGACAACGUCAAACUGUAUCUGAAAAUGUACAAAGUCAACAGUAGUGUAAAGAAGAAGGUCAUUGCUUGGCACCAGCAUCUCCAGAUCUACAAGAAAUUGACCAACGAGAACCAGAUUUUGCAGAACCUGCCAGAGAAGCUGAGGGUGGAAGUAGCAGUGAGUGUUCAUUUGCCAAUUCUCAGCAAGGUCCAGAUUUUCCAGAACUGUGAAAAGAGUCUCCUGGAAGAACUUGUGCUAAAACUGAAGCCACAAGUCUACAGCCCGGGGGAGUACGUGUGCAAAAAGGGGGACAUUGGGAGGGAGAUGUACAUUAUUAAGGAAGGCAAGUUGGCUGUGGUGGCAGAUGAUGGGGUGACGCAGUUUGCUGUGCUUGGGGCAGGAAACUACUUUGGAGAGAUCAGUAUCCUGAACAUUAGAGGUAACACCUCUGGGAACCGCAGAACAGCUAAUAUAAAGAGCAUUGGUUACUCUGACCUCUUCUGUCUGUCCAAGGAGGACUUGAGAGAUGCACUGACCGUGUAUCCUGAUGCGAAGUCCAUCUUGGAGGAAAAGGGACGGGAAAUUUUACUCAAAAUGAACAAGUUGGAUGAGAAGUUGGCUGAUGAGCUGGCGGCCAAAGAGCAGGAGCUGGAGAUGAAGGUUGGUCGGUUGGAAUCCAACUUGGACUCCUUACAGACCAAACUGGCUCGUCUGCUGGCAGAACUGGAAUCCAGUGCAGUUAAGAUGACCCAAAGGAUUAGACAGCUGGAGUGGGAAAUAAGCCUAUGGGAAGAGGAGGCACCAGGGGAGACGGAGGCUGAUGGGAAAUAGGGUACAAAUAUGGCUGCUUGUCUGUGGGACUGACUGAUAUGGGACAUCAAUAAUGAAUAUGUUAUUGUAUUCUGGAGAUUUCAGAGACAUGGUCAUUCCUCACAGAACCUUAUUGCAGUAUUGUUGGGUAGUUUGAACUGCAGCACUAACACUUUAUUCUAUAGACAUUAAUAUGCACAAUUAGGGACAUAAAGGUUUUUUGACGUUAUCAGUCCCAAUAGAAAUCUUUAAUGGGAUAAACAAUACGCUGCUGCCUGCAGUACUUACUUGUUUUCUGUCCCUGCCUAAUUGCUCUA
This is a messenger RNA of Xenopus laevis (African clawed frog), 2370 nucleotides long. RefSeq names its product cyclic nucleotide-gated cation channel alpha-4-like (gene cnga4.L). The record is from RefSeq and is a predicted model, not a curated record. Bases 371 to 2074 code for a protein of 567 amino acids. The transcript is spliced from 5 exons. Lineage: Eukaryota; Metazoa; Chordata; Amphibia; Anura; Pipidae.